Messenger RNA from Dacryopinax primogenitus, 1070 nucleotides. RefSeq lists its product as uncharacterized. The transcript is spliced from 7 exons. The record is from RefSeq and is a predicted model, not a curated record. Lineage: Eukaryota; Fungi; Basidiomycota; Dacrymycetes; Dacrymycetales; Dacrymycetaceae. Gene Ontology annotation, biological process: lipid storage. Bases 321 to 1070 code for a protein of 249 amino acids.
UGCCUGCCUCUCUGACUGAAUAUCUCCUGUCUCUUAUCCCAACUCCGAGGACCUCCCCUAAAGUAUAUCAUCUCAUUCUGAUCGCAUCCGUGGUUCCUGUCCUGUUCUGUGUUGCGUUGGGCUCGUCCAUUGCCUUCUCGCGUUCAUAUGUCCCUCUAGCUCAAUGGAGAGAGAAAUUAUAUCUGCAAUAUGGUGUCUCGGACAACCCGUUUGCUUUGACAAGCAUUCCAUCAUCCCUGAUCUUGAGCACUCAAACUUACGACAUCCAGCUGGAGCUCAUUCUCCCAUUAACCCCGGUCAAUGAGGCCCUCGGCAACUUCAUGUGCAACAUGACCUUGAUCGGCCGUAGUGGUACUUCUAUCUCGUCUUCGAGACCAUACAUCUUUCUCCCACCUCUGCCAUUCUUUAACAUCUGGCCGCGCAGCCGUUCAGGACAUAUGGUUCUACCAAUGAUGGAAUCUGUGCUUCUGUCCACUUUAGGAAAACCAAUCACGGCGCGCAUCGAGAUAGGCCGUCAAGACGCUUGGCGCAGUCUAGGUUCACGACGUGAAGUACAAACCGUUAGUGCUGAGCUCCGAGUGGCAGCUGUGUUGCGUGGACUGAGAUGGUGGAUGUUCAAGUACCCUAUCACCAGCAUCACGGUAUCAACGGUUAUGUUCUUCCUGGCUGCAUGUCUCAUUGCUUCGGUCACGUAUGUCAUGAUCGCCCCUCCACUAAUACUGUCACUUUCGAAUUCUUCUAUCACACCUCAAGGACCCAUCAAGGCUGUUCCAUCCUCUUCGUCAGAGCAAACCAAUUACCAGGCAUCUGAAAUACGAGAGGAGGCAACAAUUCCGUUGGCACGAGAGAUGGUGGACGUGUCUGUUGAUCCGAGCAUUAAAAGCGAAGAUACGGAAGGGGAGAUGAGCGAUUGGAGCGAUGCCGUUCCUGUGACGGGGCGAGGGCAGACCCAUAACGCCUCAACGGGAACAGAAGGCAGUAGGGAACUACGAGUGGGUGUUCCAAGGAAUGAGUCUACAGACUCUUUGAGCACUCUAAACGGUGAUGUGCGGAGGCGGCUUGCGCAAUAG